GAACAAAGGGCAGAAAUGCAAUUUAUUCAAAGACAGAUGAUUCCAGGACACAGAGCACCCUGGACAGACGCGAAGAGCUUCUUUAAUCAGAAAGAAACUUCCAAGGCUAGUUCGCCGAAGAAAAAUGGGCACCAAGGGCAAAGUUAUUAAAUGCAAAGCAGCCAUUGCCUGGGAAACAGGCAAGCCCCUUUGCAUAGAAGAGGUUGAGGUAGCCCCCCCCAAGGCUCAUGAAGUUCGCGUUCAGAUUAUCGCCACUGCCCUGUGCCAUACUGAUGCCCAUCCCAUCAGUCCUAAAUUUAAAGAGGCCCUUCUCCCAGUGAUCCUUGGCCAUGAGGGUGCAGGAAUUGUGGAAAGUGUUGGUCCAGGAGUGACCAACUUCAAACCAGGUGACAAAGUAAUUCCACUCUACAUGCCUCAAUGUAGAAAAUGCAAGUUCUGUCUGAGUCCACUCACAAAUUUCUGUAAAAAACUCAGUCUAGUCAAAAAUCCUCUUGUUGAUCAAGAACUAAUGGAAGACAAAACCAGCAGGUUUACCUGCAAAGGAAAACCAAUUUACCAUUUCAUGGGGACCAGUACCUUCACUCAGUACACCGUGGUGUCAGAUAUAAAUCUUGUCAAAAUCGAUGAUGAUGCAAAUUUAGAGAGAGUUUGCCUGUUUGGAUGCGGGUUUUCAACUGGCUAUGGAGCUGCAAUCAACACUGCCAAGGUCACCCCUGGUUCUACUUGUGCUGUCUUUGGCCUAGGAGCUGUUGGUCUUUCCGCCAUAAUGGGCUGUAAAGUAGCAGGAGCUUCCAGAAUCAUGGCUAUUGACAUCAACAGUGAGAAGUUUACAAAGGCCAAAGCCCUUGGAGCCACUGACUGCCUCAAUCCUAGAAAUCUAGAUAAACCCAUCCAGGAGGUCAUCAUUGAAAUGACCAAUGGAGGUGUGGAUUUUGCCUUUGACUGUGCAGGUGGACCUGAAACCAUGAGAGCAGCCCUGGACAGUACAAUAGUCGGUUGGGGAUCAUGUACUUUCAUUGGAGUAGACUCUGAAAUGAGAGGACUGAUGGUAUCUCCAGUGGAGCUAAUAAUGGGCCGUACCAUAAACGGAACAUGCUUUGGUGGUUGGAAAAGCAUCGAUUCUAUGCCAAAGCUGGUUACUGACUACAAGAAUAAGAAAUUUGAUCUGGAUAUAUUGGUGACUCAUACCCUGCCUUUUGACAAAAUCAAUGAGGCAUUUGACCUAAUGAACCAAGGCAAAAGCAUUCGAAUAGUCCUGACCUUUUGAAGACGCCAGAAACAAACUGGGAUAUUACCUGAACCUGAACCUGUCUGGUUAAUUUACAACCUGUAAUAAUGAAUCAAGGACUGCCAUGAAUUUAAACAACUACUUAUAGUUAUCAUCUCAACAUCAAAUAGUUAUAAAAAUCACAGCCUUUGUAUCCAUAAAAUGCAUUAAUAUUUCCUGUUUAGUAAUUAUGAUAACUGAUGGUUUCACGAAUAGAAUUAUAUGAUGAGACUUGUUUAAAACUAUUUCUGGAGAGGUGGGAGUGGGGAAUGAAGAGUAAUAAGUAAAGCUAGAUUGGUUUUAUGUUUAUAAUUUUUUAGGUUGGGUGAUAAAUAUAUAGGGUUUCAUUACACUGUUCUCCACUUCUGUUUAUGCUUAAAAUUUUCCAUAGUAAAAUAAUUUUUACUAGAAAAAUUACUAUUAUAUAUGUGUACAUAAGAUACUAUAUCUUUAAAAUAUGUCAUAUAUAUAAUAUGCUAUUACAUAGUUUCCAGGUUUCAAUAAGCUACAAGCUAAUCUUCUUUAAUAAGCUGCUAAAUAAUUUCCUUUUUGACAUCUGGUAUUUUCUUUUCUCUUAGCCCUUCUUUACCACUGUGAACUAUAAUCACAAGGAGUGGGAUAUCAGAAGCUAUAUAAAUGAGUAUAUAUAAACAAUGAAGAUGUUUUAAAAGAAAAAACACAUCUAUACUCUCAAAUGUCCAUCUUUACUAAUUGCCCUUUUCACCUUUGAUAAUCAUGACAACAUGUAAUGUUUAGAGCUUUAGAGUGUAACAACCUGUAAUUAGCACUAAGUACUUUUUAUAGUCAAUUAAAAGUGACAAAGAGCAAAGUACCUAUUAUAAAGUAACACAGUAAGUAAAAAGUUACAAGAUAUAACAGACAACAAGAUUUAUAUAGGCUUUAGUGGGAAAGGAGGGGGAAAAGUUAAAAAUAAAAAAGAUUUAUAUGAAAAGCAAAAUGAGUGGUUUCAAACAAUUAUCCUCCUAAUUGCUACAAUAGACAGUUUAAGGAUAAGAGAUUGUAAUGUGGAUCAGAUUAACAAACACUAGCUCUCAGCUUAGCAUAAUUCCUGAAAGCCCCUAGUUUUAUUUUUCAAUGUGUACCACAUGCUGAACUCUGAGAGAAGCUAAGCCUCUCAGAAGCUCUGGCAGAGGAGGGCGAGUAUAUCUCAAAGUAGAAACUUACAUUCUGGGGCGCCUGGGUGGCAUAGCGGUUAAGCGUCUGCCUUCAGCUCAGGGUGUGAUCCUGACAUUAUGGGAUCGAGCCCUACAUCAGGCUCCUCUGAUAUGAGCCUGCGUCUUCCUC
This is a messenger RNA of Ailuropoda melanoleuca (giant panda), 2572 nucleotides long. RefSeq names its product alcohol dehydrogenase 4 (class II), pi polypeptide (gene ADH4). Lineage: Eukaryota; Metazoa; Chordata; Mammalia; Carnivora; Ursidae. The record is from RefSeq and is a predicted model, not a curated record. The transcript is spliced from 9 exons. Gene Ontology annotation, molecular function: alcohol dehydrogenase (NAD+) activity; S-(hydroxymethyl)glutathione dehydrogenase [NAD(P)+] activity; zinc ion binding. Gene Ontology annotation, biological process: formaldehyde catabolic process. Gene Ontology annotation, cellular component: cytosol. Bases 125 to 1267 code for a protein of 380 amino acids.